GAGACAGAGGGAGAGAGAGAGAGACAGAGACAGAGAGGAGGGGGUGAAGAGACUCAGGACAGAAGCUUCAGCGGCACCCAGCAGAGGACUCGGGUGCUGCAGAAAACAAAUAAAUAACCACGAACCGUGAGCUGGACAGCAAACCAUGACGAACGAAGGCGUCGAGGGCACGGAGCGGUUCCUGAGCCCGGGCAGCGGCAGAGGCCUGCGGGCGGUGAGGCACUUCUCUGUGGGGGAGCUGGUGUUCGCCUGCCCUGCCUACUCGUACGUGUUAACCGUGAACGAGAGGGCAGCGCACUGCGAGUACUGCUUCACCAGGAGAGAAGACCUUUCUAAGUGUGGCAAAUGUAAGCAGGCGUACUACUGCGAUGUCGACUGUCAGAGAGGCGAUUGGCCCAUGCAUAAGCUGGAGUGUGUAGCUAUGUGUGCUUAUGGGGAGAACUGGUGUCCCUCAGAGACGGUCAGACUGGUGGCUCGAAUCCUCAUGAAACAGAAAGUCACAACGGAGCGGACUCCUUCAGAAAGGCUGCUGCUGCUCACAGAGUUUGAGUCCCAUCUAGAUAAGAUGGACAGUGAGAAGGACGAGAUGAACCAGGCCGACAUAGCAGCGCUCCACCACUUCUACGCCAGGCACAUUAGUGACCUUCCUGACCAACAGGCUCUCAUCGAGCUUUUUGCACAGGUUAACUGUAAUGGUUUCACCAUAGAAGACGAAGAGCUCUCCCAUCUGGGAUCGGCUGUUUUUCCAGAUGUAGCGCUGAUGAAUCACAGCUGCAGCCCUAAUGUGAUAGUGACCUAUAAAGGCACAGUGGCUGAGGUCAGAGCUGUCCUAGAGAUAAACCCUGGAGAUGAGAUUUUUAACAGCUACAUAGACUUACUCUAUCCAACGGAGGACAGGAGGGAGAGGUUGUUAGACUCGUACUUCUUCACAUGCCAGUGCACGGAGUGCACCUUCAAGUCUAAGGACAAAGCUAAAAUGGAGAUCAGGAAGCUGAGCUCUCUACCAAAACAAGAGGAAGUCCGAACUAUGGUCCUUUAUGCCAAGAAUGUCAUCGAGGAGUUCAGGAGAGCCAAACACUACAAGACCCCCAGUGAGCUGCUGGAGAUAUGUGAGCUGAGCCUGGAGAAGAUGGGAGCUAUAUUUGCAGACACCAAUGUGUACAUGCUGCACAUGAUGUAUCAGGCCAUGGGUGUCUGUCUCUACAUGCAAGACUGGGAUGGAGCUAUGAGCUACGGAGAGAAGAUCAUUCAGCCAUACAGUGUCCACUACCCAGCCUACUCUCUGAAUGUGGCGUCUAUGUAUCUGAAACUGGGACGUCUGUAUCUGGGGCUGGAGAAGAAGAAACAAGGAGUCAAAGCUCUGAAAAAAGCAGUUGCCAUCAUGGAGGUGGCUCACGGGAAGGAUCACAAUUAUGUAGCAGAAGUCAAACGAGAAAUUGAGGAGCAGAAGUAAACGAGGGGCAGCAGGAGGUGCAUAAAGAGUGAAGAGGGAGAAUUUGUGAGGAGCACUGAAUUGCAUUGAGGAGACUCUAAAUGUCAACUGCAUGCCUUGCAACUUAUUGCCCCCCACGGUUUUUCAUUGCCCACUCUUUUAGUUUCUUUUUCUAGGUCUACUUUGUGUUGCUGAGGAAGACCACCUUUUGUACCGCUUCCAAACCUUGUUUUAAAAGCAGACAGGUUAGGAUUACAAUCAGGGUUUUUUUGCAAAACAAAGGAACGGAAUACUUGAAGUUUACAAAACUCAUUGAAUACUGCGACUCAAAACGGAUUACAUUUUGGUGAAAAAAUAAAAACGUAACAUCUUUUGAAGAAAACAAAGCUUUCGUUUUACAGCUACGUAAAAAUUAAUUUUCUGAUGCAGAAUGAUUUUCUUCCUGAAUGAAUGAAUUCACUUUAGGCCCCUCAAUGCACCACGUGUUCAUCAUGUAUGUCUUUGUUAGCAGUUUUAGCUGCUCAGUUGGGCCACAGAUCAGUUGUUCAAUGUUUUUUACUUCUGUACAAACUGGUGACUUGUUGAUUUGAAGGUCAUUGCUACCUUUUUCCCGUUCAAUGCAUUUUGAUUCAAAUCAAACAGAGUUUCUGUUUCAUUAAUUCUUGUUUAAACGGUCAUUAAAAAGCAUCAGGUACUUUGUAGCUACAGAGAAAUGACCUCAAAGAACUACUGCUGAAUGAAUAACCAUUUGUAUGAUUGGCUUGUCUUUUUGUUUUAAAGAACCAGGAAACAUGAAGCCUGUUUAUGUUGAAGUUUGUUGACCAAAGGGGCCGUAGGUUUGACCGACGUCUCUAUCCAGUGUAUCCUAAAACAGGGAGGGGUGCUGAUCUGAUGCCAGUGAUGGCAUUGGGACUGUGAGCUGACCGAUGAUCCUGGAUAAGAGCUUCUAUGCUCUCAGGAAAAAAGUUUCAACACUGUAGCUUUUGUUGCCUUUUUUCUUGAGCUACAUUAUUCCACCUUUUGUAGUGUUGCAAAUCCAGGUAGUUCUAACCCUGGGAAUGAAAUAGCUUAAGCAGAUUCAGUGAUAACACUGUUAAAUUUAUCGCCAAAAACUAGGAAUUCAUCUCCCUCUAUUCUGUUUUAGUGCCACCAUCCUUUAGCAGAUUAACUUCCUGUUUAAACCGUAAUACAGAGCAAAUGUACCAACAUGGCCAUGUUUUUGUAAGUAUUAACUAAUCAAAAUCCUGAGGAGGAGCUGUCCCGGUGUUGACGUGACUGAAUCACAAUACAUAAAUCGGAGAUUUAACAUGCAGUGUAGGUAAAAGGCUUUAUAAGUCCGGAUCAUCACAUGGGCCUCAUUUAAGGGGUUUGGUUGAAGUCCAAAUUUAACAAUAUUUGAGAUAAUAUGCCGUCAGCAUUGCAAGCCUUUUAAAAAAAUGUUUUGUUAAUUAUUACCACUUUAUAUUGGUGGAUAUUUGGCCCACCUGAAGACUUCAUACCAGCAGAGAAUCUACAGCCACAUAUCUAAUCUUAGCAUGUUUACUAAGAUGUGGCUUCUCCCUUUUGUUUACUAUGGAUGUAGUUUCAUGCACCAUGUUGAUGUGGGUUACUGAGGGUUAAAAGUAGCCCAUUGUUAUGACUUACCUGCGGUCAUAUUUGUAGCAACUCAUGCAUGUGUGGCUCUCUUGUCACUUGCAAAAAUGCAUUUAGAAGGUGCGUGUCUUGACAGUUUUGUCAAGGUAAUCCCAAAUCACCGCCUCAUCCAAUCUCUUCCACAUUUUAUUUUUUGCAUAUGUUUUUACAGACAUUUUAAAGGAGGGUUUGUCGCAUGGUUUGAACAAGCCAUAAAACAUGCUUUUUGAGUGCUUUAUUUAAUUUCUGGCUGGACUCUUAAGAACAUGCAAAUUAUUUUGUUUCCUGUGACUUCAUGAAGGAGAACCUGUGGCAUAAGGGUUAAAACAAACAUGCUAAACCUAAUGGCUGUGCAGAUGUUUUUGCAGUUUUUUUCUGUAAUGAGCUCUUACUUAAUCAGGCAUGAAUCUUAUUCUAUUGGAAUGCACAAACUAUAAUCUGGGCCUCUGAUUAUUUCUGUACCAUAUCAGUGGAACUAAAUAAAUGGUAGCAUUGCACUUGCUUUCCUAAGUACACUCAUAUUAUGUUGCUGUGCUAUAAAUGUUUCUGUACCACCACUA
Gasterosteus aculeatus aculeatus (three-spined stickleback) is the source of this 3624-nucleotide messenger RNA. RefSeq names its product SET and MYND domain containing 2a (gene smyd2a). Lineage: Eukaryota; Metazoa; Chordata; Actinopteri; Perciformes; Gasterosteidae. Gene Ontology annotation, molecular function: protein binding. Gene Ontology annotation, cellular component: nucleus. The record is from RefSeq and is a predicted model, not a curated record.